GAAAGAGAGAGAGUGAACAGGAAAGAGGGAAAUCAGUGGAUCCUGAGGAAGGUGGAAUAGGUGGGGAGAGCAGAAUGGAGAGUGGUGAAGAAGGUAGCAGAAUAAAGAGAGUGGUGAAGGUUGACCAGCUGUGCACAUUUUUACCAGUGGAGGGGGGUCACGCUCAGUAGCACCUGAAUAUUAAGAAAUGUUUCACAAAACAAAAACAUUAAAACUUGGUCUGGAGUUCAAAGAUGAUGAGGUGUUCGGGUGCAACAGUAAAAAUGAGUUCAACUUCAGAAACGUGGAUGAAACCUCCCUGAGAUUUGUGUCAAGAGUCAAAACUAAAGAAGUCAUCGUUCACACCUACCAACUGGCCUAUUUGUGGCAGCUCUGUGGUGACCAGAUUUGCUCAGAUUAGCAGGACCUGGCCUCACAAUACAGCUUUGUUGUAGAAACAGAUUAUCACAUCAAGUGACCGGAGGUGUAAGACUCCCUCGCUCUGUUUUUGGUCCCUUUCCUGUUUUCCACACUGUCCCUGAAAGCUGCCCUCACACAUCUCCAGCAACGGGUACAAGGCAGAAGGUUCUUAUUCUUAGUGGUAAGUGGGUCAGUUUAACCCGGUGAGCAAAAUCUUAAAUAAAAUCAUUAAUCUAACAAAGUUAAUUUACAAUCAGGAAGGGUAAAUCUAGGCUUGUCGACGUGGAUGUCAUAAACUUCUUUGUCGUUGUAGAAUCCAGUCCAGUUUGUUUCCUUCAUGCCUGAAAUGACCAGCAGGUUAGGUAAGAAGAAGCAGCAGCGAUGACCGUGACGUACUCCCGCAGAGUUGCCGAUGCAGGUUUGGGGACUUUCUUCCACCUGCUGCUGCGAUGGAAGGGCAGCAUCUACAAACUGCUCUACAGAGAGCUCCUCAUCUUCACUCUGCUCUACUACUUCCUCAGCGUCCUUUACAGGUUGGUGUUAAACACCGACCAGAAGAGACUGUUUGAGAAACUGUCCAUAUACUGUGACCGCUACGCAGAGCUCAUCCCUGUGUCGUUUGUGUUGGGUUUCUAUGUGACGUUGGUGGUAUCUCGUUGGUGGGGUCAGUUUGAGAACAUACCCUGGCCAGACCGUUUGGCUACAUUAGUGGGAGGUCAUGUCCGUGGAAACGAUGAAACAGCAAAGCUGAUCCGAAGAACACUGAUGCGCUAUGUCAACCUCUCCGGUGUCCUCAUCUACCGAUCUGUAAGCACAGCUGUCUACAAGAGGUUUCCAACCAUGGAGCAUCUGGUCCAGGCCGGUUUGAUGAGCUCAGAAGAGCUGAGACACCUUGAGGACCUGCCCUCCCCUCACAACAAGUUCUGGGUACCCUGCAUGUGGUUCGUCAGCCUGGCCCUGAGAGCUCGAACUGAGGGUCGCAUCAACAACGACGUGGCCCUCACGGCCAUUUUCUCCGAGCUGAACAGUCUACGAGCGAGGUGCAUGAAGCUGUACGGUUAUGACUGGAUCAGCCUGCCUCUCGUCUACACUCAGGUGGUAACAGUUGCAGUCUACAGCUUCUUUCUGGCUUGUCUGAUUGGCCGCCAGUUCUUGGAUCCAAGUCAGGGAUAUCCGGGUCAUGAUGUUGAUUUCUACCUGCCCGUUUUCACGCUGUUGCAGUUUUUUUUCUAUGUUGGUUGGUUGAAGGUGGCUGAACAACUAAUAAACCCUUUUGGUGAAGACGACGAUGACUUUGAAACAAACUGGCUUGUUGACCGCAACUUGCAGGUGUCUUUGUUAUCGGUGGAUGAAAUGUACGACAGCCUUCCACUGGUUGAGAAGGACAUGUACUGGAAUGAGUCAGAGCCAGAACCGCCCUACACACCUGCCAGUGCUGAACAUCGAAAACCAUCCUUCCUGGGAUCAGCACUAGACAUCAGUGUUCCCAAGGAGGAGAUGGAGUUUCAGUCUAACCUGGAACAGAUCAAAGAAAAUGAAGAGGCCAACUACUCCACCCCCCUGCUUGGAGGGCUGGGUCGUCUUUUAGGGGUCCAGUCCCCUCACUUCCCGCGCUCAUCCAGGGUGCCUUUACUACGGCGGCGGCCAGGAGCUCCUCUAAGCCGCUUCCCUCUUUAUUUGCACCCAGAAGCACCGACUCAAGGUCAAGCUCGCCAGCCUUUGAAUCAGGAGCGGGAUCCAGACUAUGCCUUCUCGACGAUGCCGUUGUUUGAGAGACCAGGGUUUUACAGCUGCCCACAAACACCCAUCCAUAAUGAGCCUCCAGCUGUGCCUCGCCCUCGGUACCAACGGCGCACCCAGAAUGACUGGGAUCGCAGCUGUAGCUCCAUGGCUCCUCAGAUGGUUAGCUCUCAGUUUCUUCCUCCAGACACUCCAAGCCACAUUCCACCACCGCCAUCUUCUGCAUUACCCUGGGUGAGCGGGAAUGGCGAGAUACAGAGUGGUCCAGCCUUCUCCUUCCCUGACCCACCACCGGAGCUCUAUCCAAUAUCUAAACUUAGACCAGGGCAUGGCCUCUUGUCUCGCCGUCCUCUUCUUCCUCGCCUGACUUUGGAAACCCUUCCCUCCUCCGACAGCCAGGCUGGACCUCCAAGUGCUCAGGCCAACGGAAGUGGAGGUGAAAGAGUGUUCUCAUUUACUCCCCCCUCUCACACAGUGGUACCAAAUCCCAGUAAUCCCAACAGCAGCUCCAGCAGCAUUAAUGCAACAAGCACCAACGGCACAAGCACAACAGGAAGUCUCUGUAAUGGAAUCAGUAUCCAUGGUAACUUCAGCUCAAACACCAAGGUGAGCAAUGGGGGCACAAAUGGUGGACCGAGCAGUAUCACAAACACAACUCCCACUACAGAACCAACACAGCUAGAUACCAAUCAGCAAAUUCUGUCCAAUGAUUCUGGGAUCUCAUUGGCUGACGGGGACCUGCUGGGAGUUCUGGUGGACGAGGGGGUGAAGAACGCCACAGGAGGAAGGGAGCAGGACUGAGAAAAAUGGGUUUGACACCAGAAAAAAAGGAAGUGGGAGCAGCCAAUGUAAAGUUACACAUAAGUUUGAGAAAUAUAUAUUUAAAGACUUGAGUUUGGCAUUUGGCAAACAUCUUUGCUGGUUUGGGGCCUGAAGUGGCCAUGUCUGGACCAGAAGGUAAAACUGGAGGAAGUUUUUUAAACUGAAGAAAAACACAUAUUAGUGACAUAAUAUUUAUUUAAAUUGUAGUUAUUUAAAUGACAAAUCACAAUUCUGCUGAUCACGAGGGCUGAUUUUCAUGUGAAAAUGACUGAAUUUUCUACAGUAAGCAAACAUUUGAAAGGCCAGCUCCCAGUGACACGUCUCAGAGUUAUACCCAUCUUUUAUGCAUUUAUAAGUUAGACACAAUGAGCUUUAACUUUUAAAAUUCCACAGUAAACAAGAAUCUCUUCACUGUUUACAAUUCUGAACAAAUCCUUUAUUUUAUUUUUUUUACUGAAUUUUGUUACUUUUUGUCCGGACACCACCUUGAGAUUUCAGUGGUGCGAUGUGGAAAAACGACACCAAACAGCAUACACUCAUUCCCUCUAGAUGUAUGUACUUUGUGUCCUAAUAAAUAAAUAAAUAAAUAAAUAAAUACAUAAAUAAGUAAACAUGCUUCUUUUGUUGCUGCUCUUAAAAUGAAAAUCCUGUAAACUAAUUGUAUAUCAUUGUUUUAUUUCCAUCAUGAUACAAGAAUACUGUAGGUACAAUUGUUCAUGUUAAAAAAUACAAAAUUAACACUUUCAAACAAAAAUAACUUGACAAAAAAAAAUGUCAAACACUGUGUUUAAUCUUCAUCUGAAAAUCUGGCUUAAUCAUGUUUCAUUUCUUGACCACGUCAGUGUAGAAAACUCUAAACAAACAACUGCAGCCAUUGUAAAGAUUCUUCAAAUAUAAACAAAACAUAAAGCAAAAAAAUUAACAAAAUUUUCAACUAUUAUAAUGUGUGUAUGACUUUGCUGUGGUAUUUUUUAUUUGAUUUCCUGGCUUGUAAUUCAUUAUAUGUAUAUGUGUGUGUGUAUAUAUAUAUAUAUAUAUAUACACACACACACACAUAUAUAUAUAUAUAUAUAUAAUAUAUACAUAUAUAUAUAUAUAAUAUAUACAUAUAUAUAUAUAAUAUAUACAUACAUAUAUACAUACAUACAUACAUAUACAUAUAUAUAUACAUAUAUAUAUAUAUAUAUAUAUAUAUAUAUAUAUAUAUAUAUAUAUAUAUAUAUAUAUAUAUAUAUAUAUAUAUACAUAUACACACACAUAAGUCUAAUUGAAGGUUUUGGCUAUAUUGAUAGAUAGAAUUAAACCACGUUAUGGUGUAACAAUGAACCUGAAAUGUUAAAACCUGGAAAUAUUUAUUGUGGCAGAGUCGAGUUUAAUAAAUUAAUCUUCAAAGUGAAGCACUAACUUAAUCACUGCCAAGUAGAGGUCGACCGAUAUUGGUUUUUCUAUUGCCGAUACCGAUAAGUAAGAGACAUGGUCAGCCAGUGGCCCAAACCGCGAUACUUUCCCCCUUAUUUUCAUGCUAAAAUGUCACUAAUAACAUCAGUUGAUGAACACAAUAUCUGUAGCUGGAUCAGCUUUUUUUUAACUCUGAAUUUAACUAACUGUUCAAGUUUUACUUUGUGCACUGGGCAGUGUUAAA
Molecule: messenger RNA, 4603 nt
Organism: Nothobranchius furzeri (turquoise killifish)
Lineage: Eukaryota; Metazoa; Chordata; Actinopteri; Cyprinodontiformes; Nothobranchiidae
Source: RefSeq, a predicted model, not a curated record